Melospiza melodia melodia is the source of this 1393-nucleotide messenger RNA. RefSeq names its product dynein axonemal assembly factor 10 (gene DNAAF10). The transcript is spliced from 8 exons. The record is from RefSeq and is a predicted model, not a curated record. Lineage: Eukaryota; Metazoa; Chordata; Aves; Passeriformes; Passerellidae. Gene Ontology annotation, cellular component: nucleolus; exosome (RNase complex). Gene Ontology annotation, biological process: maturation of 5.8S rRNA; regulation of gene expression. The coding region runs from base 42 to 1124 and encodes 360 amino acids. Gene Ontology annotation, molecular function: ubiquitin binding; DNA binding; RNA binding.
UUCCGCCGCAGCCGCCGGGGCCGGGGAAGGAGCGGUGCGGGAUGUCGGCGGUGCUGGGUCUGGAGCGGCCGCAGGUGGUGUCGCACGUCCAGCAGGCGCUGAGCUACACCGUGUUCGAUUGCAAGUGGGUGCCCCGCAGCGCCCGCCUGAUGUGCCUGGGCAGCGCCGCCCGCGGCACCGGCAUCAUCCAGCUGUACGAGCUGCACGGAGCCCGUCUGGAGGUGCUGCGGGAGAUCGAAAAGCCCAAGCCUAUAAAAUGUGGAACUUUUGGUGCUACAUCUCUGCAGCAAAGAUACUUAGCGACAGGAGAUUUCGAUGGAAACCUUAACAUAUGGAAUUUAGAAGCUCCUGAAAUACCAGUGUAUUCUGUGAAAGGUCAUAAGGAAAUCAUAAACAGUAUAGAUGGUGUAGGUGGCUUAGGAAUUGGGGAAGGUGCACCAGAAAUUGUGACUGGCAGUCGAGAUGGAACUGUGAAGGUGUGGGACCCAAGGCAGAAGGACACUCCUGUGGCUAAUAUGGAACCUGUACAGGGGGAGAGCAAAAGAGACUGCUGGACUGUGGCAUUUGGUAAUGCUUACAAUCAAGAGGAACGUGUUGUAUGUGCCGGAUAUGACAAUGGGGACAUUAAAUUGUUUGACUUAAAAACCAUGUCACUACGAUGGGAGACCAACAUUAAGAAUGGGGUUUGCAGUGUGGAGUUUGACAGAAAAGAUAUAAAUAUGAAUAAGCUGGUGGCCACAUCGCUUGAGGGAAAAUUCCAUGUUUUUGAUAUGAGAACUCAGCAUCCAACCAAAGGUUUUGCUUCUGUUUCAGAGAAGGCACAAAAAUCUACAAUUUGGCAGGUUCGGCACCUGCCACAGAACAGAGAUAUAUUUAUGACAAGUGGAGGAUCUGGGAGCCUUCAUCUCUGGAAAUAUGAGUACCCAGCCCAGCGCUCGAAGAAAGAUUCAGAAGGAUCUGAGAUGGGGGUGGCAGGGUCUCUUAGUCUCUUGCAGAAUGUGACUCUGUCAACACAGCCCAUCUCUAGCCUGGACUGGAGCCCUGACAAAAAGGGACUUUGUGUCUGUGGGGCUUUUGACCAAACUGUGAGGGUGCUGAUAGUUACAAAGCUUAACAAAAUUUGACAAGAAAACUAGAAUUUCUGAUGAGAAAGCAAUAUAGUUUGCAGUCUGUAAAUAUGGGUGGGGGAGCCGUUCUAUUUCUAAUUUAAUUUCUUCUUUAAUAAAACUGGAUUAAAGAAAUAGAAGCCAGAUUUUUCUAUUGAAAGAUCAGAUACGUGCAAUCAGAGUUGUUUGGCUGAUUGUGCUGUCAUGACUUGAAGUUGCCUGGGCACAAAAUUUAACCUUCUAGAAAUGUGAAUUUACAAUGAAAAUAAAAUGUGCCUUUGUGUUAA